AUUGAUUUAAUUCAUUUGCGAAAGAAAUAUAGUCAAUCUUAGUGUAAAUUAAUGUACUUGCCAGAAGAAGACAUUAUUACACCUUCAUCUUCUUCUUCUUGGCAGACGAGGUGAUACCAAAAAGAAAAAAAGAAAAAAAAACAUACCACCAUAUAUAACUAAGCAUGGGCUCCUGUAGUAGACCCAUCUUUGCGGCGUUGUGUGUAUGGCUAGCGGUGGUUGCUACGGCGGAGGACCCUUACCACUUCUUCGAAUGGCACGUGAGCUACGGCACCAUCUCCCCUCUGGGCACCCCCCAGCAAGGCAUUCUGAUCAACAACAAAUUCCCCGGCCCCGAGAUCAACUGCACCUCCAACAACAACAUCAUAGUGAACGUGUUCAAUGAGCUCGACGAGCCUCUCCUCCUGACCUGGUCGGGCAUUCAGCACCGGAAGAAUUCAUGGCAGGACGGCACCGCCGGCACCAUGUGCCCCAUCUCCCCCGGCCACAACUACACCUACAAGUUCCAGGUCAAGGACCAGAUCGGCACCUACAUUUACUUCCCCACCACGGCCCUCCACCGUGCCGCGGGGGGUAUGGGCAUGAUCAAGGUCCACAGCCGCCCUCUCAUCCCCGUCCCCUUCGACAACCCCGCUCAAGAGCAUGCUAUCCUCCUCGGCGACUGGUACAACAAGGGCCACAAGACCCUCAAGCGCGCUCUUGAUGCCGGCCGCUCCAUCGGCAAGCCCGACGGCAUUCAGAUCAACGGCAAGUCCAGCAAGGUCGGCGAUGCUGCGGAGCCGCUGCUGACCAUGGAGGCAGGCAAGACUUACAGGCUGAGGGUAUGCAACGUGGGGAUGAGGCUGUCGGUGAAUUUCAGAAUCCAGGGGCACACCAUGAAACUGGUGGAGAUGGAGGGCUCACACACGGUUCAGAAUGUGUACGACUCCAUGGAUAUCCACGUCGGCCAAUGCAUGUCCCUCUUGAUCACCGCGCAACAAACCCCCAAGGACUACUACUUCGUCGCCUCCACCCGCUUCUUCAAGCAAGUCCUCACGUCCGUCGCCACCAUCCGCUACGCCUCCGGCAAUGGCCCCGCCUCCUCCACCCUCCCGCCGCCUCCUCCCGAGAACCACGGCGUUGCCUGGUCGAUGAACCAGUUCCGCUCCUUCAGGUGGAAUCUCACCGCCAGCGCCGCCCGCCCCAACCCGCAAGGCUCCUACCACUACGGCCAGAUCAACAUCACCCGCACCAUCAAGUUGGCUAGCUCCCGCCAAGUGGUGGACGGGAAGCUCCGCUUCGCCAUCAACGGGGUCUCCCAUGUGGACCCGGAAACUCCGGUGAAGUUGGCCGAGUACUACGGGAUGGCCGACAAAGUCUUCAAAUACGAUCUGGUCAAGGACGAGCCGCCGAAAGAGACCAACGCCAAGGUGGUGGUGGCGCCGAGCGUGAAGAACGCAACGUUCAGGAACUUCGUGGAGAUCAUCUUCGAGAACCAGGAGAAGAUGGUCCAAACAUGGCACCUGGACGGCUACUCGUUCUUCGCGGUGGCCAUCGAGCCGGGGAGGUGGAGCCCCGACAAGAGGAAGAGCUACAAUCUGCAAGAUGCAAUCAGCAGGCACACAGUGCAAGUAUACCCCAACUCGUGGGCGGCGGUGAUGACGACGCUGGACAACGCCGGAAUGUGGAACCUCAGAUCGGAGAUGAGGGAGAGGGCGUAUUUGGGGCAGCAGCUCUACUUGAGCGUCGUCUCACCGGAGCACUCCUUGAGAGAUGAAUAUAAUCUCCCUCCAACGCAGCUACUAUGUGGUAUCGUCAAGGGCAAGCCCAACCUCGCUCUCUACAGCUGAUGCUCAUCAUCAACCAACUACCUUUAUUCCAUUUUUUCCAACUAAACCACAUAUAGCUUAAUUAAUUUGUUUCUUAUCAUUUAUUAUGUAAACUACUUAGGUAGGAUUUUUAAUAUAUAAUGCCAUUUCUACUUCUUGUA
Messenger RNA from Salvia miltiorrhiza (redroot sage), 1969 nucleotides. Its product is annotated as L-ascorbate oxidase homolog. Lineage: Eukaryota; Viridiplantae; Streptophyta; Magnoliopsida; Lamiales; Lamiaceae. The record is from RefSeq and is a predicted model, not a curated record. Gene Ontology annotation, molecular function: copper ion binding; oxidoreductase activity.